GGCGCGGCCGGGAAUCCGAAGGUGGGGGCGGAAACCAGCCUUCUCCCGGAAGUGUGUGUGGUUUCUAGGGGGGCAGGAAGCGGACCGGGGUGAGAACAGGUGCGGCGGGGUCUUCGUCCCGGGUUGGCGGGCGAGGAAGAAAAAAAAAUUUAAAAAGCGGCCAUGUCGGCCUUCGACGCGAACCCCUUCGCGGAUCCCGUGGACGUCAAUCCCUUCCAGGAUCCUUCGGUCACUCAGCUGGCCAACGCGAACCAAGGUAACCUGGAUGAAUUCAAUCCCUUCUCGGACAAUUCUCGGCAAACAAAUGCUGCUCACACCAUCCCAGCAACGCAGCCUGCGGGUGCCUCUCAGCCUGCCGUUCUUCAGACCUCAGUGGAGCCCACCCCACAGCUGCUGCUUAGACAGGCCGGCAAGUACCUGACUCCCAAAUUCAUCUCGGCAAGUUCAGAAAGUUCAGAGAGGCAGAAGUUGCUAGAGGAGAGCAGCGAUCAGACUCGCCGGCAGGUAAAACGCUCUAUGGCCUCAGCAGCGCAGGCUGGGCUCCUGAAGCAGCAAGAGGAAUUAGAAAGGAAAGCUGCCGAAUUGGACAGAAAGGAGCGUGAACUGCAGAACAGCGCAGCUGGCUUUGACACAAAGCAGAACAAUUGGCCACCGCUCCCAAAGAUUUGCCCCAUCAAGCCUUGCUUCUAUCAAGAUUUCUCUGCGGAGAUCCCAGCAGACUAUCAGCACAUUUGCAAAAUGAUGUAUUACCUGUGGAUGUUUCACUCGGUCACCUUGCUGUUAAACUUCCUCGCCUGCCUGGCAGUAUUCACGGUGGAACCCACCACCACGGGAUCAGAUUUCGGCCUCUCCAUCUUAUGGCUCGUCUUGUUCACCCCCUGCGCCUUCCUCUGCUGGUAUCGGCCAGUUUACAAGGCUUUCAGGUCUGACAGCUCCUUCAGUUUCUUUGUCUUCUUCUUCAUAUUUUUCUGCCAAAUAAUCGCCCACAUCGUCCAGGCUGUUGGUAUCCCUAACUGGGGGAGCAGCGGCUGGAUUUUUGCCUUCUCCGCGACCCAAAACCUGGCUGUGAAGAUUAUCAUGAUGGUGGUAGCCAUGUUCUUCACGACCUGCGCUGUGCUCUCCCUCUUCCUGCUGAAACGAGUCCACUCGCUCUAUCGCCGGACAGGCGCCAGCUUCCAGAGAGCCCAGGAAGAAUUCUCCCAAGGCAUCCUCAGCAACAGGAACUUUCAGUCGGCGGCUAGCGGAGCAGCUUCCGCGGCGGCUCAGAAUGCUUUCCAAGGAAACUGAGCCUUCCCCAGCGAGGUGCCUGCUUCCAUUCCUCACGGUACCUGAUCGCCCACGUUCAGGUGGUCUUCUCCCCACCCCGCCCCUUCCUGGGUGCCAGCCUUAACUCCCACGAGGCUCACAGGAAGUUUUCUCUCCAACUUCGCCCGCCCCACCCCUCCUGUCUCUCCAUCCGCGUCUUGUUGGAAAGUGCAAAAUUCAGGAGUGCCUAAAACCCUUUGGUGCGAUUUUCUUUCUUUUUCCUCCCUUCCCUCUUUCCUUCUUCUUUCCCUCCCUCCUUCCUUCCCUUCCAAUAUACAUAUUUUGGUUUUUUUUUACUUAAAACGUGUCUGUUUCCUGCACUUUUCCGUUUCUUCUGUUGUGGGAGGGUGGGAAAAAAAAAGCGAUUUUUGCACUCUUGACUCUCCCGCCGGAAGCCUCCCUGAACAAUUCCUUCCCUUCGUCUUCCUGGCUGCUGCCUUUGAUGAUUUUUAAUGAGCCGAAGAUCGUUAACCGCCAGUGUAGGAUGAGCUGUACAGUACGGGCUGGUUGUUUGUUUUUUUCUUUGCCCCUCCGGUAUAUUUUUCCUGGGAGAUGCGAAAGGCCCAAUUUGUGGAAGACAUUCCUGGCUCCCCCAAAGCCAGCAAAGCAAACCAGGUUUCUUAUCGGGGGGUUGUAAUUUUGGAUGGUUGGGGGAAGCAUAAAGAUUUAUUCCCCGGUCACAUUAAGCCCCCCUGAACAUUAGCAACCUGGAUUUUGAAAGGAGGCGAUGGGGUUUCAUGUUUAAGCAGUGCAGCAAACCUUGAGAUGAAGGAGGCAAUUAUUUCUAAUUCGGUUUUAUUCAGUGCUGUCAUAUAUCUGCUUUCGUCCCGCUGCCCUCCUUGCCUAGCCUCAAUGCAACUGCCAAAACAAGCAAACAGUUCUUCAAGGAGAACGUUUUAGCAAAAGCUCCCAUCUCUCAAUAAUAAUAAUAAUAAAAUAGGCCUAUGGAAACACCUCCUCUGAUUUUUACCAGAAUUUUUUUCCUUUCCCACCAGUUGCUGGCACCUUUAGUUUCAAAAUAAAAUUUGGAGAGAAAAAGACGAGAGUUUUUUUUUAGCCAAGGCUUGUUUGGGGUAGAAUGGAUGACAGGCAGCGGCCUCCGAAAUCUUAAAAUCUCUCUUUUUUUUAUUCAAAACUGAAUGACAGCCGUUAAAAAAAAAAAAACUUCCGGCCUUUCCUCAAAAAAGGCCCGUUAUGAGUUCUCUGCAAAACGAAUCAGUGUUAAAAGAAAAUUUCUAGAUCCCUCCUCUUCUGGUAGGCUGGAUCGAUGGAUCGACUCGAAAUUGGGGAUAUAUAGCUCUCAAAAACACUAAGCGCUCUUUGGUUUACUUCCAUCGACCUGAUUUAAGUGAUCUAAGAUGCACAUCUUAUAAGAUGAUCUUUUAAUAAAUCCGAUGACGGAGAAACAUCCAAAGGGCUCAGGUGCAUUUCGCA
Molecule: messenger RNA, 2739 nt
Organism: Pseudonaja textilis
Lineage: Eukaryota; Metazoa; Chordata; Lepidosauria; Squamata; Elapidae
Source: RefSeq, a predicted model, not a curated record